UGUGCAUUUUUGUGUACACUUUAACUUAAAGCAUUCACACAUGAAAGUGCUGUAGCGGUUGGUGGAUGGUUGGUUUUGAUGGGAUAAAAUGUGAUAUUCCAGAACAACAGCAAACAUUCAAAACAUUGGUGUAUAAUACAAAAUAUAUAUAAUAUAUUCAUUAGAAUAAAAUAAUACAAAACAGUAAGAAAGACAAAAGAGAGGAAGUAAAAAGGAAAAGAAACAUGAGACAAUGGAACAGUGGGAGUUCAAAGUACGGGAGUUUGUGUGUAUGGUUGUGCGCAUGGGGAGUAGUGAUGGUGGUGUGGUGAGUGUGUGUAAGGUUGUCGAGUAUGCAUUAUUGUAGAACGUGAGCGUCCAUAUACAUACUGUUCAUAUGUAAUGUUUGACGUGUGUGUAAAUUAGCAUCUGUCUUUCCAAUGCAAUGAGACGACUUCUCUCUGCUAUUGUUAGUGAAAUAGGGAGACAGCUCUUACGGAGCAGAGAGCUGAGGCUGCUCUGGAGGCUUGUGGUGGAAUAACACCGUAAUAACACACUUUAUAUUGGCUUUCAUCUGUAGAAAUACCAUAUAAGGUCUCAACCAGAGACUGAGGACACAUUCAACGCUUUAUUUUUCUUUAUAAAUCUUUUCUUACUUUCCCCCCCUACUUCUAUGGCAGUCAGUUGUAUUUUAUACAUAAUAAAUUUAAAAAAUGACAGCAGAGGGAAAAAAAGAAUGAAGUGGGAAUGAAGCGCUGUAUGGAAGCUAUAUGUGCAUAUCUCAUGUAAGAAAUAUGCACUGUACAGCCUGCAUAUAUGUCCAAAGAAGAAAAAAGGAUGCAUGCAUAAACAAACACUUGCAUAAACUCAGACCAACUGUACAUGUACACACACACAUACUUAUAUAAGUACUGUACACACACACACUGAUUAAGUAAAAUGUUGUUUCUCAUUUAUUUUUAAUUAUUUUAGCAUUUUGUCAUGAACUUUCUGUGCAUGUCUCCAUUUUUCAUUACUCAUAUUCUUCUUUAGCAUUAAGUUUGUUGGUCAGUCACGUAACUAUCGAUUCAUUGAUUGAUUGGUUGGUUGACUGAUUAUAAACUCAAAGCUGUGCAGGAAUCAAACUAACAGUGAACUUUCAUUGGGGCCAAUUCAGUCACACACAGAAAAUACCCCACCGCCUCCCGCCACUUGUCACAAAAAUCAUUGCUUGUGUCUUUAUCCUCUAGGCGCGUCCCCAUCUCCUGUAAGCGCGCGCACGCUGAAACCCUCGUGCGCGCUUGGCACGGCGCCGCGCACUCCAGCCUCCGUAACCCAGAGCAGUAGAGCUCUCAGCUAGACAUGGCGGCGGAUCCGAAGCCGGACUGGCUCUCCUGCCUUCCUUCUUCUUGGAGUUAUGGGGUGACUCGGGAUGGACGCAUAUUCUUCAUCAAGUAAAUAUCACGCGGACACAUGGAUUUAUGGAUACGCACUGCUUAUUUCUCCGACGCAUCUUUCCUGUUUGUCUUUUUGCGGGUUCUCUGUUCACCUUUUCCCCCGUUUUCUUCCACCAACAGCGAAGAAGCGAAGAGUACAACGUGGUUACAUCCUGUCACUGGAGAAGCUGUAAUCACGGGGCACAGAAAAACUCCAGAUUUACCAACAGGCUGGGAGGAAGGAUACACAUUCGAGGGAGCUCGCUGCUUCAUCAAUCACAAUGAGCGAAAGGUGACCUGUAAGCACCCGGUGUCAGGCAUCCCCUCCCAAGACAACUGCAUCUUUGUCGUAAAUGAACAUGUGAAUUGUGGAAAGCUUGUCCACCCUGACAAGCCCCUAGAGGCUCUCACCAGGCCAGCUCCUAAGGCUUCGUCAGAGCAGGGCAGCAGCAGUGACAAGAAGGAACGUCCCAUGAGCACCAUGAGUGAGGCGUCAAACUACACAGGUGGCUCCGACUACAGCACCUUCCCUGGCAGCCCAGCCACCAACGUAACUACCGCCACCACCACCUCCACUUCAUCUACACGGCCCUCCAGGUCUUCCAAAAAAAUUCACAACUUUGGAAAGAGGUCCAACUCCAUCAAGAGGAACCCUAAUGCCCCGGUGGUUAAGAGCAACUGGCUUUACAAACAGGACAGUACAGGCAUGAAGCUGUGGAAGAAGAGGUGGUUUGUUCUGUCCGACAUGUGCCUCUUCUACUACCGCGAUGAGAAAGAGGAUAGCAUCCUGGGAAGUAUCCUGCUGCCCAGCUUUCACAUCUCCAUGUUGUCGGUGGAUGACCACAUCAGCAGGAAAUACGCCUUCAAGGCCACUCACCCCAACAUGCGGACAUAUUAUUUCUGCACUGACACAGCCAAAGAGAUGGAGUCCUGGAUGAAAGUCAUGACGGAUGCUGCCCUCGUCCACACUGAACCAGUCAGAAGACUGGACAAGUUGAAAGUGGACCAGCGGACGCCUCAGGGGUUGAACAACUUACUGAACCACAGAGUCCUAACCCGGCCCGAGAUCCAGAACAACGAACGCAACCGUGAGCCUGUGCGACAACACUCCCUGUCUCGAGCUGACGACAAACGGCAAAAAGACGUAGAGACACACAAUGGCCAGAGGGAGCGUGAGUACUACACCUUACAGAGAGACGGGGAGAGGUACUCCAUGAAGAAAGACGGUGUGAGCUACAUGCUUCAGAAGGACGGAGAGAGGUAUCUCCUCCACAAGGAUGGAGAGAAGUACCUGCUGCAAAAAGACGGGGAGAAAUCCCUGCUGCAGAAAGACGGAGAGGUGUGCGCCAUUCACAGGGAUCUGGACAAGUACGCUGUUCAGAAAGUGGACGAAAAGUCUACGGUGACGCCGACAGAGGAGAAAUACGCUCCGUCUAAAGAUGGAGAGAAGUACCUGCUCACGAAGGACGGAGAAAAAUAUGCACUGCAGAAAGUAGGAGACAGGCACACACUCCAGAAAGAUGGACAGAAAUACGUUCCUCGAAAGGAGGUGAAGAGACAGCUGUCGUUAAAGGAGACAGAGAGGUAUAGCACGAUGAGGGAGACAGAGAAUAAAUAUGGUACCAUACAAGUUGUGGACAAAUACGGCACUCUGAAGGAAGUGAAGAAAUACAGCACGCUACGAGAAGGGGAUAAAUACGCUAUUCUCAGAGACACCGAGAAAUAUGGUACGGCCCGUGGUGGAGAUAAAUAUGGCGUCCAGAGAGACCUGAGUGCAGAGAGGUCUCGGACUAAAAUCAGCAGCAUUAAGCUGCAGCCGGCUCAGGCUGCUGCCAUCGCAGCCGCAGUGUCUGCAUCUCGCCAGGGCCAGGCCAGCCUCAAUGUCCAAAAGCCCACGCAGGUCAACGGCUCGGGGUCCGUAGCGGGGGAGCAGCCUGGUGACUGCAACCCGACAGAGGCGGACGGCAGCCUGGGUGGGGGUCCAGGAAAGUUCCCUGUUCCAGUCCAGGAGCCAGAGAGGGGCCUGGCCAGGACCAACUCCAUGCAGCAGCUUGAGCACUGGGUCCGUACACACAGGACGAGAGGACUGGGCGAUGACACCAGAAGUGUUACUUCCUACCAGACCUUACCCAGGAACAUGCCCAGCCACCGCGCUCAGAUUGUGCCCCGCUACCCAGAAGGCUAUCGCACGCUGCCCCGCAACAGCAUGAUGAGGCCCGACAGCAUCUGCAGCGUGGCGGGCUCUGUUUAUGACCGGGCCCUCCGUCCCGCCUCCACCACCACUGUCACCACAGCGGAGAAGAGGAGGUCAAUGAGGGACGACACCAUGUGGCAGCUGUAUGAGUGGCAGCAGAGGCAGGCCUUCUCUAGGCAAAGUCUGGCUCAGCCAACAGCUGUGGGUCAUUAUGGCACCCUACCCAGCACCAAGACAAUGGGCAACAUCUCUGAACAUGCCAUUACACACUCCAUCCCCACCUCACCGUCUCACGGCUCCCUGGCUCUCUACAGCACCUUAUCCCCUCCUCGCCAGCAGGUCGCUCACAACCCCAGCAGCUCCCAAUCCGAGGUGUCCUCGCCGGUCUUUAGGGGGGAUGUGACGCUGGACCUCCGGCACAGGACACACCUUGCCAAGUACGGCUACCCACCUGACCGACGGUCCAUCGCAGCUGGCGUCCCUCCUCAGACCAUCACCCCACAGUCCCUGCAAGGCAAAACACCCGAGGAGCUGACCCUGCUGCUGAUCAAGCUCCGCCGGCAGCAGGCGGAGCUCAACAGCCUGCGGGAACACACAGUAGCUCAGCUAAUGGCCCUGGGUAUGGAGGGGCCCAACGCUAAGACUGAUGUUCUUUCCCAUCACCUCCAGAGGAACCUUAUUUACCUGGACAGCCAGAUGAAGGAGAAUGAGCCUCUAAUCUUCAUGAUUCACACUAUGAUCGAGAACUCGGCACCGAGGCCGCAACUCUACCAGCAAAUCAGCCCAGACGACUACAAAGAUAGCUCCUUCAUCCAGCACACAGAGGAGCCCGACAUAGACACCAAGCUGAGCAGACUGUGUGAGCAGGACAAGGCAGUGAGGAUGCAGGAGGAGAAGCUGCAGCAGCUACACAGAGAGAAGCACACUCUGGAGACGGCCCUGCUGUCUGCCAGUCAGGAGCUGAGUGAACAGAGCGGCUCCAGCGGUGCAGCCACACAGAGCCUGGUCCAGCAGAGAGACGUGCUGCAGAACGGCCUGCUUAGCACCUGCAGAGAGCUGUCCAGAGUCAACGCUGAGCUGGAGCGCUCCUGGAGAGAGUACGACAGGUUGGGGGCAGAUGUCACUCUGGCCAAGUCCAACCUGCUGGAGCAGCUGGAGGCCCUGGGCAGCCCACAGACAGAGCCUCCAAGCCAGCGGCACAUCCAGAUCCAGAAGGAGCUGUGGAGGAUUCAGGACGUGAUGGAGGCUCUGGCCAAAAAUAAACCACAGCGGAGCACAGACAGCACAGGUUUUCCUGAUUCCAAACCGCUCUCCAGUCUACAGAAGAAUGAGGCAGUGACGCUUCUGCCACUCAGUCCUCUCAAGGAGGGUGACAGCGUGCCCCCCCGCCCGCCCCUCCCCCAGUACUACGACUCAUCAGAGCGCCCCCUUCACGUGCCCCCCUACCACCCACACCCGGGCGGCCGCCUGCCCCCCCACACGCACCGCCCCGAGGACCGCAAGGCCGGCUCCAGGAACGGAGCACACAGCCAAGCUCCAGACUACCGGCUUUAUAAGAGUGAGCCUGAGCUGACCACAGUGAAGGAGGAAGUGGACGAGGCCAACGGCGAGGAAAAGGACAAGACGGAGACCGCUGCUGAGAGUAAAGACACUGCAGCCCUAAAAGUGCCCCCCUACCCGGUGGGCAUCGUUCCUCCCAGGACCAAAUCUCCCAUGAGCCCUCCUGAAUCCUCCACCAUCGCCUCCUAUGUCACCCUGAGAAAGACCAAGAAGCCUGAAUCCAGAUCAGACCGCCCCAGGAGUGCAGUGGAUCAGACAUGGUUUGGGGAGCGAGAGGUGGGCAGAACGAGGAUGAGUGUGGAGGAGCAGUUGGAGAGGAUGAGGAGAAACCAGCAGGCUUCAUCGCUCCGAGAGAAGAAGAGAGAAACCCCAUCCCGCUCACCAUCCUUCAGCAAAGACAACCCUUUUCUUAUCCCUCAGAGUCGGGUUCAAGCAGAGGGGGCCUGUGCAGACCCUGUGGAGCUGGAAGCGGCUCUGCAGCAGCUGAAGGUGGCUCACAUGGAGCAGAGCAGGACUGCUGCUGAGGCUGCUGGGACUCACACACAAGCUGCACCACAGAAGGCGCAGAGAGCGGAGGAGGUGAAAAAUGACAAGUGUGAGGAAGUGCAGCAGGACAGCGACGCAGAGGUGGGACUGUGUGAAAGCCAGAGGGUGGUGAUUCUGGACCUGGGUACGGAGCCUCAGCACGUGGAGAUUGUAAACCUUCAGCCUUUUGAGGAUGACGAAAGCAGAGAGCAAGAUCUGACAAGCUCGCCAACAAACACCACCACUGAAAACAGCUUUCAGACUCCUGAGCCUGAGACGCCGAGCCCAGAGCCCAGGGAGGAAGAACCAGACGUGACGCAGCGAAGCACCGCAGAGCAGAGGCUGGAGAUUAGCUUGGAUUCUUCCACCCAGCUAACAGCAGACGACAAGAAACACAACAACAACAACAACAACAUGUUGGCUUCGCAGACGUUCACCUUGGUGAGCAGCGACACGUGAGCGACGCCGGCCUCGACACCCACACUGGCGGCCCGUAAAGCCCAAAUGUAGCCAGCCUGCACCGAGCAUGCUCCACGGCCUCCUGCGUUUACAACCGAACCCACUCCGAUACGACUGUCACGUGCCCACGAGGAGACGGAGAGGACGGCAGCCGUGCUAACGGGCAACACGCGGACGGCCGCCAUCACUUCCACACAGAGGGAGGCAGAUGUACUGCAUCAUGUUUAGCUCCAUACUGAUGUCUCUGAGCAACACACCAGUGCUGUGGAGCCCUUUGUCCCAAAACAUGUCUGCAUAAAACUAAGAUUGUGAAAUGGUUUAAUCAGAAACGUUCCCAAUGACGUCCAGUUUAGCUGAAAUAUACCUGCUGUGGAGUGUUGAGAGUUGGAAACUACGUCUGCCGCUCUAUGAGGCAGUUUGAUGUUAAAACUGAAAAGGAGGACGUGACAAACUCGAGUGUCGGCUGACUGCUUGAACUACUUGAGCUGUAGUCGUCCCGACAGUCGCCGAAACAGGUCAUAGUUUAAAGAGUGCUGUUGUUCCACCUUUGUGUCUGUUCUGUGUCUUUUCCGAAACUUCUUUUUAAAAAUGAAAAAGCGUUUGAACUAUUACUGUUUAUCCAGUAGAGUUUAAAAUCUUCCCUGAACACAAGUGCAGUUUGGCAGAGCGCCCUGUUCCACGGUCCACGUCCCGGGGCUGCCCGGUCCACGUCCCGGGUGCUGCCCGGUCCACGUCCCGGGUGCUGCCCGGUCCACGUCCCGGGGCUGCCCGGUCCACGUCCCGGGGGCUGCCCGGUCCACGUCCCGGGGGCUGCCCGGUCCACGUCCCGGGGGCUGCCCGGUCAGGCCACGAGCCACGGGGAUGCGUUCAGGCACAGUAUUGACUGUAGGUCAUCCGCGUUUUGGCAGCGCUCAGAGCCCAACACACAGUCAGACCUGAAGUGUACAGAUCCGCUUCAGGUCACGGCUACGCGUGUACGGCUGCUGUUUCGUGGCCGGCGGACACGGCUGGAUUGUUUAAAAGAGGACCGUGUCUGCUCCGGCGACCCAGGUCCGAACUGAAAUUCCGAGGGGAUACGUUUGUGUUCACACGUUCCUCACUGGAACAUUGCACACCCGGGCCUCACCACAGACAGGCAGGUCCCGACAUAUUUGGACAGUGACACAAUUUUCGUACGUCUGGCUCUGUACGCCGCCACAACGGAUUUGAAAUCAAACAACUGAGAUGCAACUGAAGUGCAGACUUUCAGCUUUAAUUCAAGGGGCUGAGCAACAGCGUCGUAUGAAACGUUUGAAACGAAUUGCAACCGUUUUUAUAUACAGUGCCCUAUUUUCAGGGGCUCAAAUGUAAUCGGACAGAUGAAAAUAAUCAGGCCUUUACUGCAGCUGUCUCCAGAUGUUUGUUCGUGGGUCUUUCAUGCCAUCACACUGCCCCCACCGUGGUUUACAGAUGAUGUGGGAUGCUGCGGAUCAUGAGCCUUCUCCAUGCUCUUUUCUUCCCAUCACUGUGGCACGGGUUGAUCAGGUACAGGUUGUUGUGAGAGGGUUUUUCUUUACCACGGGAAGGAUCCUGCGAUCGUCCCCCACUGUCGUCUUCCGUGGACGUUCAGGCCUUUUUGUGUUGCCGAGCUCACCAGUGCGGUCUCUUCUUCCUCAGAAUGUACCAAACUGUUGAUUUGACUUUACGUUUUUGUAGCCUAACGCUGGCCUGUGUCACUUGCACUGAGAGCUCCUCCACAUGUUGUGGCUUCUCAGCUUCCAAAUGCAAAUUCCACACUCGGAAUCAACUCCAGACCGUUUACCUGCUUAACUGAUAAAGACAUAACGACGGAACAGCCCACGACACUCCAUCAAACAGCUUUUGAGUCAAUUGCCCAAUUAGUUUUGGGCCCUUGAAAAAGGGGGGGGGCUACAUGUUAAAGAUCUGUAAUUCCUAAACCCUUCCUCCAAUUUGGAUGUGAACAGAGUCUGCACUUUCAGCCCCUAUUCAUUAUAGAACUGUACCUUGAAUAUGUUUUGGUAAACAGCCAAAUGACACUGCGCCAGUGUCCAAAUAUAUACGGACCUAACUGCAGCUGCAUGUGGUCGGGACCAGAGACUCUGUCUCUGGGUCUCAGCCUUGAGGGUUCAGUGUGCUUCAGACAAACUAGUCUGCCAGAUGUCUAAAGGCAAGCGUGUUUCAGUCUGUGCCACCGCCUCCCUGAUCGCUCUCCGCUUGCUGUCUUGAUGUGAUGAAUUGUACAAAUGGAGAUAACACACAGAAAGAGCCCCCCCCAAACCGAAUCCUUGUGACAGUGGACUGGGGUCCACUGUCACAAGGAUUCGGUUUGAAAGAAGAACGCGUGUCAUUGGUGCUGCACUAUAAACUCCCAUCAGUAAGUUGUUCAAAUGUGUAUUUUCUGCCAUUUGUGCACUCAGGGUGAAUAACAUGUCACAAAACGCGGGAACACUCCUGUUGUGUUGGCGGCCAGCUAGCCCACUGGCUAACAUCCCCACAGACCUUUUGUUGUUGCUGCUGUUGUUCCUUUUACAACUAUGAACACACAGAAUGAAACCAUUUCACAAUCUCGACUGUAUGUACAACUUGUUCUGGGGUAACACAGCUCCACAGAUAUGCGUUGCCGAAGACACACUCAUACAUCAAUAUACAGAACGUUUGAUACCUUACUAAGUGUUAAAGUCAUCUUAACAUAAUUACUAGAACAUUGUCCUGCGGAGGGGGGGUGUUAGCUGUUACUGAGUUGCUGCUGGGUGUGCAGCUGGACUGAGGAGCACUUGAGAAGUCUCACGGCAGACGGGCGGAGCACCACACAUGCAGUGCUUUACUUCAACCCCACGGUGGCCGCGACGCUCUCGGACUCUGCCCUGCCCUGGUCUUCAUCUUCACGUUGACCUGAGACCGGAGGCUCCCUUAUCGCUCCCUGUUCACAUCUUUGGCACCUGCAACAUAACAGAUUGUCCUUCAUUGGAUAUACAUAUAUAAAUAUAUCAAAAGUAUAUAUAUAUGAACAUAAAGCAGAUUUUUACUUCAACAAGGUGCCACUUCAUGCUGCUGUUUUUUCUCUUUAUUUGGACAGAACUAAGUAUUUUGCCGAAGUUCUGAUUAUUUAUGUUGAGCAAACAGUCCGAGUCUCCUGAAGUCUGCUGACGACAAACCCAGUAUGUGAAUGUUUUGGAUUUCCAGUCUGCUUUUUCAGUCGUGUCUCUUUUUGUUUCUCUCUCUUUGGUUUACAUUACUCCGAAGGUAUACAGUAAAAAGGCCGAGGACAUGCACCAGAUUAGACAUUUUGCAUUUGAAUGUGUCCUAGGUGGUGAAGAAUCGGAGAAUAGCACAUGUACGAAGCAAUAAGUAGGACUUUGGAGCUCCGGGACAUAAAAGAAAAUUCAGAGAUGUAUAAACUGUAAAAAAAAAAAAUAAAUAAAAUAAAACAAGAUAGCGUAAUUUAUGUACACACUGAAAAGAAGAAAAGCGAAUAUUAUAGCUAUAAGAGGUUAUUAAUAUUAUUAGGGUCAAUAUGCAAAAAGUUCAUACCCCAUCUGUUUUAUAUCAUGUGAAAUAAAUGUUGAUGUUCCUAAAA
Messenger RNA from Siniperca chuatsi (mandarin fish), 9709 nucleotides. Its product is annotated as pleckstrin homology domain-containing family A member 5-like. The record is from RefSeq and is a predicted model, not a curated record. NCBI's taxonomy places the organism in Eukaryota, Metazoa, Chordata, Actinopteri, Centrarchiformes, Sinipercidae. Gene Ontology annotation, molecular function: phosphatidylinositol-5-phosphate binding; phosphatidylinositol-3,5-bisphosphate binding; protein binding. Gene Ontology annotation, cellular component: cytosol. The coding region runs from base 1432 to 6132 and encodes 1566 amino acids. The transcript is spliced from 31 exons.